AUGGCAUCGAUCACCAGCAUCGUCAAGGCAUCCGACUGGGUUUUGUCGAAGCCAGUUUUGGCACGUGCCAUCACCCCUUUGGCCAAGGCCUUCUGUGCCUACGCCGGCUACAGAGAGAUGGGUCUUAAGUUCAACGACAUCAUCAACGAGGAGAACCCUAUUUCUCAAAAGGCCAUCUCCCGUUUGCCAGCCGACGUUUCUUACGCCAGAAACUUCCGUAUCAUCACUGCCCACCAGUUGGGUUUGUCCAACCAAUUGUUGCCUGCCAACAAGGCUGUCAAGCCAGAGGAUGACACCCACUACUUGAUCCCAUACCUUUUGGAGGCUGAGAAGGAGGCUUUCGAGAAGGCCGAGUUGGACCACAUCCAGGUCUAG
Australozyma saopauloensis is the source of this 375-nucleotide messenger RNA. RefSeq names its product ubiquinol--cytochrome-c reductase subunit 7 (gene QCR7). The transcript has a single exon. NCBI's taxonomy places the organism in Eukaryota, Fungi, Ascomycota, Pichiomycetes, Serinales, Metschnikowiaceae. The record is from RefSeq and is a predicted model, not a curated record. Bases 1 to 375 code for a protein of 124 amino acids. Gene Ontology annotation, biological process: mitochondrial electron transport, ubiquinol to cytochrome c.